Molecule: messenger RNA, 1755 nt
Organism: Panicum virgatum (switchgrass)
Lineage: Eukaryota; Viridiplantae; Streptophyta; Magnoliopsida; Poales; Poaceae
Product: protein FAR1-RELATED SEQUENCE 12-like
Exons: 5
Coding region: 1-1755 (584 amino acids)
Biological process (GO): regulation of DNA-templated transcription
Source: RefSeq, a predicted model, not a curated record
AUGCAAAUCCUUCAUAUUGUACUCAGGCAGUUCAAAGCUACAACGUUGGGGGGAGAGCAUGACAUUGUGCAGGUUACAAGUCAUCAAGUUUUGAGCAAAGUUGAAGCUAUUGUUGACAACUGUAAUCUGGCUGAAAACCUUGAAGAUGUGCAAAUAAUUGCUGAUACCACCACAGGAGUAGCAGAUGUGGAAAAGGUUUGGUCAACACCUCCAAUUCCAUACACUGGGCAAAUCUUUUCAAGUAAGCUGGAAGCUAGGAAGUUCUACAACUCAUAUGCAGGAAGGAUUGGUUUCUCAAUUCGUACAAGCACUUCACGACUGUCAGGUUUGACGCGGGAGCAGCAUAAAGUCAUAUUUGUUUGUAACAAAGAAGGGCAUGGGAGGAAAGCAAAAGAGGGCGAUCCUGCUGAUGAAUCUGAUGACAGCAAUGAUGAAAAGAGGGGCUUCAAACCUGAGAAUAGCAACAAAGGACAUGGCGAUGAAGAUGCUGAGAAGAGAAAAAAGUUGGUUGGUGGAAAGAAGCGGAAAAGGGAGAGGAUGCAUCAUACAGAUUGCAAGGCGAGGAUGGUUAUCAAACUGAUAGCUGAUAGAUGGCAUCUAGUUCCGUAUGAAGGGAAGGAUGUUGGCAACUUCCGCUCCACCAUCCGAAGAACAGAAAAGUACAAGGACAUGCAAGAGACUUUAGACUACUUUAAAGAGCUAGAAAAUGAAGAUCCUGAGUUUUUCUACAAGAUCAAACUUGAUAAUGAGCAUAGGGUUGACAGCUUUUUUUGGGUUGAUGGAGCAGCUAGGCAUGCUUACAUUGAGUCAUACCAUGAUUGUAUGUCUUUUGAUGCAACCUACAUGACAAAUAUGUAUGACAUGCCCUUUACUCCCUUCAUUGGGAUCAACAGGCAUGGACAGUCCUUUAUGAUGGGUUGUGCCUUCCUAAGGGAUGAAAAGACACCUAGCUACAAGUGGUUAUUUGAAAUAUUCCUGGUGGCAAUGAAAGGUCCUAUCCUAGAAAAGGAUGAAGAGCUGGAGGGGGACUUCAAAGAAUGCAUGAACCACACUGUGACCCCCGGUGAAUUUGAAAUAGCAUGGGAAGCUAUGGUGGCCAAGUAUGGUUUACAAAACAAUGAGCAUUUUCAGCGCCUAUACGCGCUCAGGAGCAGUUUUGUACCAGCAUACUACAUUCAUUGCUUCUACCCGUUCUUGCAAUCCACUCAAAGGAGUGAGGGUUUUAACGCUGUGCUGAAGAAAUAUGUGAACCCACAUAUGUGGACACAAGAAGCUGUUCCUGAGAAUGAAGAUGCUAAUUCUAACACACAUUUGCCUGCUGAUUUCAUAGCCCAUGGGAUGCCCCUAAAUAAUAAGAAAACUUUGUGGUUCACCAAUCUGUCUAUAGCAUUUGCAGCUUUGGCUAUUGAUGGUUGUCUUUCAAAAGAAACUUAUACUCUUGUGGACAAUCACAUCAAAAUGAUGUGCUCUGAGCUGGAUGACAUUAAAAAACAGAGGAGGCCUGGCAAGCAGAAGGUCUCUGCAAACCCUGAGCCCUCUAGAGUGCCUAAUAUGUCUAUUAUUUUUGCUAAUGAUACUGCUGCUAGCACACAUGGUGUUGUUGCUCCUGAUCCUGAAGUGCAUUCUGGUCCAUCUAGUGUGGUUGAUGUUGAAAGUGCAGUGCUGGAUAUCGUAGGCAACCCACCGAGAUUGAUAGUCAAAGGGCGCAAGAAGGAGAAGAGGCUUAAGAAGGGGAUGAAUGCUCAAUCGAAGUGA